AUGGACCAGAGCAGAUGGCGCAUUGCGGGCAUACAGCAUGUCCGGUCCUUCAGCGGCGAGGAUGAAGGUACGGACAAGGCGCUCAAGCUCGCGUACGGGUCCCUCUUUCUCCCGCACCCGCCCGCCACCCCCGACGCGCCCCUCGCCGCCGCCUGCGCCGCGUGGUCCGGCGUCGACCGCAUCAGCAGCCUCCCCGACGAGAUCCUCCGGAACGUCGUCGCCCGCCUGCCCGUCAAGGACGCCGCGCGCACCGGCGCGCUCGCCUCGCGCUGGCGCAGCCUCUGGCGCUCGGCGCCCCUCGUCUUCGCCGACUCCAACCUCCUCCAGGGAUGCAGAGAGAACCCGCUCUGGCGCCCGGGCCUCGAGGAAACGCUCGGCGUCACCAACGAUGUGUCCGACAUCCUCGCCGCGCACCCGGGCCCCUUCCGCUGCGUCCAGAUUACGUGCUGCUACUUGGACAUGAACAGGGAAAAGAUCAAGGGCUGGCUGAAGCUGGUCGCCGGCAAGGGCGUCCAAGAACUUGCCUUUAUCAACCGCCCUUGGCCGCUCGACCUCCCUCUCCCCACCACGCUCUUCAGCUGCACCUCGCUCACCCGCCUGCACAUCGGCGCCUGGAAGCUCCCGAGCACCGCCACUCUUCCGGACGCCGUCGCCUUUCCCCACCUCUUCCUCACCUUGAUCACCAUGAAGGAUCAAGACCUCGCCUUCCUGCUCGAGAGGAGCCCCGUCCUGGAGGUCCUCACCAUCAUCACAAGCCAGAGGGACGUGCGCCUCUGCUUGGCCAGCCGCAGUCUACGGUGCCUGCAGCUGGGCAUGUCUUGCUUGGGGGAUUUCACCGUGGCGGAAGCUCCUCGCCUGGAGAGGUUCUUUCUGCUGAUGACGCAUCGCAUUAGGGGCAACAAGUUCUCGAGGAUCAAGAUUGGCAACGCACCCAACAUGCGCAUGCUGGGAUACUGGCCGCCGGGACAGCACGAACUACAGAUUGGCAACACCAUCAUCGAGGUGAGCCCAAGCACCAUCAUCCCAAGCGUCAAGAUCUUGGCUUUGCAGGUGCAUUUUGAGGUCCGCAAUGAAGUCAAGACAGUGCCUACCUUCCUCAAGUGCUUUCCCAAUGUCGAGACGCUCCAUAUUCAUGUAAAACUUAGCAACCUUGCUUGUUUUUUCAUUUGGCAUUUUACAUCAGUGGCGCCACGCCACUAGCUUUCUAGCCUUAUUAAAUAAUUUGUUGCCACCAGAAUCAUAACCAUAUGUGCCUU
This is a messenger RNA of Panicum hallii, 1256 nucleotides long. Its product is annotated as F-box/FBD/LRR-repeat protein At1g16930-like. The record is from RefSeq and is a predicted model, not a curated record. Gene Ontology annotation, molecular function: protein binding. Bases 1 to 1200 code for a protein of 399 amino acids. Lineage: Eukaryota; Viridiplantae; Streptophyta; Magnoliopsida; Poales; Poaceae. The transcript has 2 exons.